This is a messenger RNA of Oncorhynchus kisutch (coho salmon), 1362 nucleotides long. Its product is annotated as myristoylated alanine-rich C-kinase substrate-like. Gene Ontology annotation, biological process: positive regulation of fat cell differentiation. Bases 1 to 1362 code for a protein of 453 amino acids. Gene Ontology annotation, cellular component: nucleus. The transcript has a single exon. NCBI's taxonomy places the organism in Eukaryota, Metazoa, Chordata, Actinopteri, Salmoniformes, Salmonidae. The record is from RefSeq and is a predicted model, not a curated record.
AUGAGUGGAGAUCAGCCGGAGAGCAGCCAGCGAACAGCCAGAGAGCAGCCAGAGAACAGCCAGAGAGCAGCCAGAGAGCAGCCGGCGAGCAGCCAGAGAGCAGCCAGAGAGCAGCCAGAGAGCAGCCAGAAAGAAGCCAGAGAGCAGCCAGAGAGCAGCCAGAGAGCAGCCAGAAAGAAGCCAGAGAGCAGCGGGAAAGCAGCCGGAGAGCAGCCGGAGAGCUGCCGGAGAGCAGCCGGAGAGCUGCCGGAGAGCAGCCAGAGAGCAGCCAGAGAGCAGCCGGAGAGCUGCCGGAGAGCAGCCAGAGAGCAGCCGGCGAGCAGCCAGAGAGCAGCCAGAGAGCAGCCAGAAAGAAGCCAGAGAGCAGCGGGAAAGCAGCCGGAGAGCAGCCGGAGAGCAGCCAGAGAGCAGCCAGAGAGCAGCCGGAGAGCAGCUGGAGAGCUGCCGGAGAGCAGCCAGAGAGCAGCCGGAGAGCUGCCGGAGAGCAGCCAGAGAGCAGCUGGCGAGCAGCCAGAGAGCAGCCGGCGAGCAGCCAGAGAGCAGCCAGAGAGCAGCCAGAAAGAAGCCAGAGAGCAGCGGGAAAGCAGCCGGAGAGCAGCCGGAGAGCAGCCGGAGAGCAGCCAGAGAGCAGCCAGAAAGCAGCCGGAGAGCUGCCGGAGAGCAGCCAGAGAGCAGCCGGCGAGCAGCCAGAGAGCAGCCGGCGAGCAGCCAGAGAGCAGCCAGAAAGAAGCCAGAGAGCAGCGGGAAAGCAGCCGGAGAGCAGCCGGAGAGCAGCCGGAGAGCUGCUGGAGAGCAGCCGGAGAGCUGCCAGAGAGCAGCCGGAAAGCAGCCGGAGAGCAGCCAGAGAGCAGCCAGAGAGCAGCCAGAGAGCAGCCAGAAAGAAGCCAGAGAGCAGCGGGAAAGCAGCCGGAGAGCAGCCAGAGAGCAGCCGGCGAGCAGCCAGAGAGCAGCCAGAGAGCAGCCAGAAAGAAGCCAGAGAGCAGCGGGAAAGCAGCCGGAGAGCAGCCGGAGAGCAGCCGGAGAGCAGCCAGAGAGCAGCCAGAAAGCAGCCGGAGAGCUGCCGGAGAGCAGCCAGAGAGCAGCCGGCGAGCAGCCAGAGAGCAGCCGGCGAGCAGCCAGAGAGCAGCCAGAAAGAAGCCAGAGAGCAGCGGGAAAGCAGCCGGAGAGCAGCCGGAGAGCAGCCGGAGAGCUGCUGGAGAGCAGCCGGAGAGCUGCCAGAGAGCAGCCGGAAAGCAGCCGGAGAGCAGCCAGAGAGCAGCCAGAGAGCAGCCAGAGAGCAGCCAGAAAGAAGCCAGAGAGCAGCGGGAAAGCAGCCGGAGAGCAGCCAGAGAGCAGCCAGAGAGCAGCCAGAGCCACUGGUAG